AUGCUCCGCUGUGGAAUGAUGAAGGUGUAUGCGGCGGUGGCGGUUGUGGCGGCGGCGGUGAGCUUGUUCGGAUCCGCCGACGGGCAGAUGCACCACGUGGUGGGUGGGGAUCGGGGGUGGGAACUUGCUACCGACUUGGCGUCUUGGCUCGACGGCCGGAGUUUCAGGGUCGGCGACAGAAUCUGGUUCGCCUACUCCGCCGCUGAGGGUGGAGUCUAUGAGCUCGGGAGCAAGGAGGAAUACUACGCGUGCGAUCUCAGCAACCCGAUCAAGAUGUACACGGACGGUCUAAACAGCGUCCACCUCACCGGGGAAGGGAUCCGCUACUUCGCCAGCGGCAACACCGACAACUGCAAGAGCGGCCUCAAGUUACACGUGGACGUGCUUCCUCAAGAAGAAAGUGACCAAACUGUCCAAUCGUCGACGGUUUCCGUCUCGGAUUCGGGCUCGUUUCUUGCUGCUGGGCCGACGACUCCUUCGGGAUCGGCCCGUGUUGUUGGAAGCCUUCUCUUGGUGGUAGUCGGAGUUGGGCUUUGUUUUAUGGGCUUGUGA
Linum trigynum is the source of this 552-nucleotide messenger RNA. Lineage: Eukaryota; Viridiplantae; Streptophyta; Magnoliopsida; Malpighiales; Linaceae. The record is from the annotation of a GenBank genome assembly.